Messenger RNA from Symsagittifera roscoffensis, 1314 nucleotides. RefSeq lists its product as uncharacterized. Bases 15 to 920 code for a protein of 301 amino acids. The transcript is spliced from 3 exons. The record is from RefSeq and is a predicted model, not a curated record. Lineage: Eukaryota; Metazoa; Xenacoelomorpha; Acoela; Convolutidae.
CUUAUUAAAUAGGUAUGUCGAUGAGAUCGCUUCAGCCUCCGUAUUCUGGACCACCGGAAGGAGGGUUCGAAAAUCACAAAGUUGAUGUCGAACAGUCUGAGAUUCGAACUUACUCGGAUGGGGUUGCCGCAAGUAAUCUACCUGGCUUGCAGGAAUCGGAUAUUCAGUCAAACAUGAGUAGGUCUGGUAUUGAAGAUAGCUAUUUUGACGCCAGUUAUUCUCAAGCUGAGGAAAUGGAAAUGGAUGUUGAACUUGCUUCACCCAAUGAGCGCGUAAUGGGAACGGUGCUUGCACCACCAGAAGAAGCUACAAUGGCAGAGACUCCAGAUGGAGUAAUAAGAAGUGAGUUACCCAUUUAUUUCAACGAUGAACCCGAUGAUCUCGACGCAGAGUUCGACUCAGUGCCUAUGACUCAAGACAAUGAAAAUGGAUUUGAAUGCCAGGCUACGUUUCAAAGUCUUGGGAAUGGACAGACUUCUGAAAGGAGACAAUAUUUCGAUCUCAUUCUUUAUGUUCAUUGGCUCAUACAGACACUCGAUGAUUUUUACAAGCUGCUCGAAAAACUGGCUGGUCUUUUGUUCGGACCGGAAUCGUAUAGGUUUCAAGGCCCCCCAAAAGUACGAUUUUACUUCACAGACAUUGACUAUGAAAAAAAAAGAUGGAACUAUGAGCUGGAGUUUGGUGAUGAAACAGGAUUAGACGAAUCGUUGGCACCGGAAGUCAGAAAGAAAUCGAUGAAAACUCCAAGCCUCAUCUAUACGUUCGGGGCUUUAUCUCUUCAAUGCUACGGUAAACGUCAAAGCAACUUCGAGUUGAACACUGAUUUGAAGAAUCUUCUAAACCAAUAUAAGAAUCCUGUCCCGCAAAAACGACCUACUACUUGUGAAAUUUGGGAAAGAAUACUCAAGAUUGAGAUUUAGUUUUUCGACGGGGGAAUCAGUCAAUUGCAAGGUUAAAGGAAGAUUUUUAUGGAUGAACUUGCGUUUUUGUCAGCCCCGUCCCAGAGAAAGUUCCUCAAUUAAUUGAUCUAGUUUGAUUUUUGGCAGGAUGAAGUUCGUUUAAAUGUUAAGGACUGUCGAAGUGCUUUUGAUUUUUUUUGUUUCCUGUCAGUUAUAUGUGCUGUAACUUGCCUUGCUUUCUUGCCAUUUAAAUGUCACAAUUAAUUCAUGAUGGUCAUAUCAAUUAUUCCUAUAUAAGUUUUAUCUAAUAAAAAAUGUGCUAAAUCGUUCCAAAGAUGUUUUGUGAGAGAAAUCUGGCGCACAUUACUACGUAGAUGAAAGUGAUGAAUAGCUGACAUCCGAUUGACACAUUUAG